AACCUUGUCACAUAAACAACAGCAAGGGUGAAUUCCCCGCAACCUUGUCAUUCAAGACUUCCACUUUUAAACUCACACAUUCUUCAACAUCCCAUAAUUAAAAAAAUACAAUAAUUGUGAGUUUGAGUCUAUAAAAUAUGAUUUGAAUCAACUUUUUUUGAAUCCCUCCAAAAAAAAAAAAUCCCACAUUCCUCCCAACAUAAUUUUUGUUUCCUGACAUAAAAAAUGGCAGAAACCAUAACAACAACAAGUAACAUUCUCAAAAACCCAGAUUUCGAUUAUUCUUGGUAUUCCCCAGAAACAGGGAUUUACAGCAGUAAACACCCUAAAAUCCAUCUCCCAGAAAACCCAUUUCUUGAUGUUGUCACUCACAUUUUCUCUCUCCUCAACAACAAUGGCGGCGGAAACUCUGUUCUUGUUGAUUCAUCAUCUGGGUAUUCAAUCCCUUACUCUGAACUCUUCCCUCUUGUUAAAUCCAUGGCUUGUGGGCUCCACCAAAUGGGGAUUUCAAAAGGUGAUGUGGUUUUGAUCCUUUUACCCAAUUCAGUUUACUUGCCAAUCAUCAUUCUGGGUGUUGUUUAUUUAGGCGCCAUUGUUACUCCCAUGAAUCCUCUGUCUUCUUUCUCUGAGGCAAAACAACAAACACUUUGCUGUCAUGCUAAAUUAGCCUUCACUCUUGCUGAAAACACUCGAAAGUUGUCAUCUUUAGGGCUUAAAAUCAUCCAAGUCCCUGAAAAUGUUAUAAUUGGUGAACAAACCCAGAAAACCCAGGAAUUUCCUGAAUUUUUUCAUCUCGUUUCUGGUAAUAUCAAUAAUGGUGGGAAUUUUACAUUUCCUAGGGCUAAAAUCAACCAAGAUGAUACUGCAGCAAUAAUGUAUUCCUCAGGUACAAGUGGUGCUAGCAAAGGUGUUGUUCUUACACACAGAAAUCUCAUAUCAAUGGUGGAAUUAUUUGUAAGAUUUGAAGCUUCACAAUACAAAGAAAUGAUGAAAAAUGAAGAAAGUGUAUAUUUGGGUGUUUUGCCAAUGUUCCAUAUUUAUGGACUUGCUCUUUUUGGGUUUGGUCUGAUUUCAUUGGGUACAAGUGUAGUUGUUAUGAGAAAGUUUGAUAUAAAUGAGGUUGUGAAAGUGAUUGACAAGUUUAAGGUUACACAUUUUCCUGUUGUUCCUCCAAUUUUGGCAGCAUUGACAACAAAAGCAAAGAGCUUAAUUGGUGGUUUUAGUGUGAGUGGAUUGGGCAGUUUGAAGCAGGUUUCUUGUGGUGCUGCUCCUUUAACUACUCAACUUAUUGUUGAUUUCUUGCACACUUUCCCUGGUGUUGAUUUUAUUCAGGGUUAUGGUAUGACUGAAUCAACAGCAGUAGGAACUCGCGGAUUCAAUGUAGCAGGAAAGACUUACAAGUAUACAUCAGUAGGUCUUUUAGCUCCAAAUAUGGAAGCAAAAGUGGUAAAUUGCAGUACUGGUUCAUGCAUGAAACCUGGGAAAGCCGGAGAAUUGCUGCUGCGCGGACCUGGUGUUAUGAAAGGAUAUCUCAAUAACAGAAUAGCUACAGAGCUAACAAUUGAAGAGGAUGGUUGGCUACAUACUGGGGACAUAGUAUAUUUUGACUAUGAUGGUUACCUUUACAUUAUUGAUCGGUUGAAGGAUAUAAUCAAGUAUAAAGGAUUCCAGAUUGCCCCGGCUGAUCUAGAAGUUAUACUGAUGUCUCACCCUGAAAUACUCGAUGUUGCAGUAACUGGUGCUGCUGAUGAAGAAGCUGGGGAAAUACCAGUAGCAUUUGUUAUCAAGAAAACAGGAAGCUUGCUAUCUAGAAAUGAAGUUUGUACAUAUGUUGCAAACGCGGUAGCUCCACACAAGAAAGUGAGAAAGGUGGUGUUUGUGACCUCCAUACCUAAGUCAGUAGCAGGGAAGGUGCUGAGGAGGCAAUUAAGAAACUUACUACCUUCAAAGCUUUAGCAUUUUUGUAAACUAGAUUUGAACAAAGUAGGUUGUGAUUCUUGUUUGAGGGCGCUUGGUUUGCAUAGCAGUGAUAUGAGUUUGGAAUCAGGAAUGAAACCAUGCUGGUAUGGAGUUGAUUCCUAAUACAAGGUGUUUGGUUAUACUCCUAUCCGCCAAUUCUUUUCUAUUAUUUGAUACCUAAAGGUUUAGUAUGAGUCA
Molecule: messenger RNA, 2157 nt
Organism: Spinacia oleracea (spinach)
Lineage: Eukaryota; Viridiplantae; Streptophyta; Magnoliopsida; Caryophyllales; Amaranthaceae
Product: 4-coumarate--CoA ligase-like 6
Exons: 6
Coding region: 226-1956 (576 amino acids)
Biological process (GO): ubiquinone biosynthetic process
Cellular component (GO): peroxisome
Molecular function (GO): CoA-ligase activity
Source: RefSeq, a predicted model, not a curated record